Molecule: messenger RNA, 5355 nt
Organism: Sus scrofa (pig)
Lineage: Eukaryota; Metazoa; Chordata; Mammalia; Artiodactyla; Suidae
Gene: FBXO28
Product: F-box protein 28
Biological process (GO): protein polyubiquitination
Molecular function (GO): protein binding
Source: RefSeq, a predicted model, not a curated record
ACCGGAAGUGUCCCUGUUCCCCCUUGCAGUGGGGGAAGGACUCAAACCCCAAAGAUGGCGGCGGCGUCGGAGGAGCGGAUGGCUGAGGAAGGAGGCGGCGGCCACGGCGACGGCGGCUCCUCUUCGGCUAUCGGCUGCACCCAGCGACUGCCCCCACCGCCCCCGCCCCAGCUCCCGCAACCGGGAUCCCAGGCCCCAGCCCCGGCGCUGGCUCCGGACCAGCUGCCUCAAAACAACACGCUGGUGGCGCUGCCCAUCGUAGCCAUCGAGAACAUCCUCAGCUUCAUGUCCUACGACGAAAUUAGCCAGCUCCGCCUGGUUUGUAAAAGAAUGGACUUGGUCUGCCAGAGAAUGUUGAAUCAGGGAUUUCUAAAAGUGGAGAGGUACCAUAAUCUAUGUCAGAAACAAGUUAAAGCACAACUCCCUAGGAGAGAGUCCGAAAGGAGAAACCAUUCAUUAGCCCGUCAUGCAGAUAUCCUUGCUGCUGUUGAAACAAGGCUCUCACUGUUAAAUAUGACUUUCAUGAAGUAUGUGGAUUCCAAUCUCUGUUGCUUCAUCCCAGGAAAGGUGAUUGAUGAGAUUUAUCGUGUGUUGAGAUAUGUCAAUUCUACCAGAGCCCCUCAGCGAGCUCAUGAAGUGCUUCAAGAGUUAAGGGAUAUUUCCUCCAUGGCAAUGGAGUACUUUGAUGAAAAGAUUGUUCCAAUUCUGAAGAGGAAAUUACCAGGAUCAGAUGUGUCUGGAAGACUCAUGGGCUCUCCUCCAGUUCCAGGACCUUCUGCAGCCCUGACAACAAUGCAGCUCUUCUCCAAGCAAAACCCUUCAAGACAGGAGGUUACCAAGCUCCAGCAGCAGGUUAAGACAAACGGUGCUGGGGUGACUGUUCUCAGGCGUGAAAUUUCUGAGCUUCGCACCAAAGUGCAAGAACAACAGAAACAGCUUCAAGACCAGGACCAGAAACUGCUAGAGCAGACCCAGAUCAUAGGUGAGCAGAACGCACGGUUGGCAGAGCUGGAACGCAAACUACGAGAAGUAAUGGAAAGUGCGGUGGGAAGCUCCUCAGGGUCUGGGCAGAAUGAAGAGUCUCCUCGGAAACGAAAAAAGGCCGCUGAAGCCAUAGACUCUCUUAGGAAAUCGAAACGCCUCCGGAAUAGGAAGUAAACCUCGCUCCAGAGGAAGCCCCGGCUUUGUGGCUUGAGCAGUUCCGCAUAUCAGGAUGCCGUGAGCAGCACGGUGUCCCUUCGGCUUCUAGGCUUUCAGAACACACCUUAAACUUGAACUCUCGCGGUUGGGACAGUCUUCUCCCGCUUCUCCUGGUUGGACUGAUGCACAGAACCUUUUUACUUUGCAAUAGAUUUGUACUAACCACACCUGUUCUAUCAUGUUUCAAGACGUUAACUUUUUUCUGUGCAGAUGUUUAAAGUAAGUUUAUUUGUCUCUGCAUAUAUGCACAUUACAUAAGGAUCUUAAACCAGUCUUGACAGACUAGAAGUUAAGUUUAAUACAGAAAAUGUCCUGUUCACUUGAAAGAAAAGACCUACUUUUUAAAUGGACAGUAUCUUGGUUUUUUUGUUUUUUUUUUUUUAAAGUUGACUUUUUGUUAUAAGUGACCUUUGUCUGGAAUGUCUGAAAAGUAGUAAAUGCUUUUUGGUAUUGAAGUAAUGGGUAACUAAAAUGGACUCCAUAGUAUUGACUGUAGAAGGGGCCUCUACAGUAUUGACUAUAUUUUUAUAAACUACUGGCAAGGGACUUAUCCAGUUGUUAGAUCCAUGUUUUCAGUUCUCUUGGGGGCCAUGUCCUACGUUUGCAUGGACGGCUGCAUGCACUGCCUAGUCAGCUCGCUUGAAAAGCUCUUGCACUGGUAUCGUCUUGAACCUCCCUCCUGCUCCACUCUCUAGAGCAGCGUCUUAGUUUAAGGCUUAACAUCUUGCACCACGACAGCUUUGCCUCGGGGGCGGGGGGGCGGUAUGUGUUAGUCCAUUUGUCCUCCACUUUUACGGGAAUGUGAGAGUCCUCAAGCCCAUCGCGUUAUCUGCCCUCUGUAGGGUUCAGGGGCACUGGCUGAGGCAGAACCCCAAAUUCUUUCCAUUGGCGUCAGACCUCUUGGUACCAAGUUCUGUUCCUUGCUCACCACUGUGCGUGCUCAUUGAUCUAACAGUCAUGCCCUGUGGUGCGAGGAAGGAACCCAACUUGUGGGAUGCAGUUUUGCCAUUGAAAGAAAGUCUGCUGAAGAAAAUCGUACUAUGAAAAAGCAUUUUGAUCAUUUCAUUUCUGGGUGGGGGGAGGUGACCUGAGGGAAGCUUUUUAAUAUGACGUUCAAGCUUUCCUCAUCCCGCAACUCUAAACAAAAGCUUUAAUUUCGUUUGCACUCCUGUUGUGAGCUUGUAACUGGAAAAGCAUGUCUUGCACUGUUCAACCUUCUACGUGGUCACUUUAACAACCUCCAAAUUGUGUCCAGUGAUUCUUUUCCCCAGUUGUGUAUUUUUGAAACAUUCAGCUAUUACUGUCCUAGUUUUAUUUUAAUGUACUAAAUUAGGUAGUCACGAUUUGACCGUUAAGUUCUUUGAAGCAACUGUUGCCUUGGGCUUCAGUAAUUUAAGAUCAACUUAGGUGUCAUCUAGAGUACUGUCGCUUUCCAGGUGGCAGUGUGCCGCCUGUAUAAAACCUAAGGCUUUGGUAAGUACCUGAGUUGAAUAAAAGCACAAGGUCACUGCCCUUUUUUUAUCCGUCCACCAUGACAUGGUUAUGCAUCCUUUAGGUUAAGCUCUCCAAAUGAAACAUUUUCUUACCCAUUUUUAAUAUUGUCCUGACUUUAUAUUGUCCUUAGAGUUCGAUCAGUUCUUUGUCUUAACUCUGAAAUCUGAAGCACCAUUUACAAUGUAGUAUGUUUUCAAUGAAAAGCCGUAAAAUAACAUCCAAGUGUUUCGUGGUUUGUUGGGAAGGUAACUCUAAAAUAAACAGUUUCCAAAACAUUUGUCAGCCAAGGUCAUCCAUAAAAGUCCCUGUCUGGAACUCAUUGUCUCCGCAGGUCUCGCUCGUGUAAUCCUAGGAUUUAGCCAUAUUGUCACAACUCUGGAGGAGGCCUCCUGGAUUGCUCUUGGUGUUGAAUAGUCUGCUUUCCUGGUAAUAGGAAAUCUUUUUUAAGGAACAGAAUACUUGUCUACAGGUUUACAAAAUAUGAACCUUAUGCAUCAAGGGGAUUUUUUUUUUUAACAGUUAUUAAUGAAUUAUUUUACGUUUCCUGGGUUUCUUUUUAAACUACACCUUGAUACCCCAAGUGUCUCUAUUGUCUUCCAUUAGUUAACAGGAGUAUUUGGCUUCCCUAAGAAGCAUCCACACUGUAUUAGAAGCUGGGUUUUCCGUUUGAAAAUCCAAAUUUCUGCCGUAUACACUUGUAACCACCUGCCCAUAAGGUUGAUGAGGUGCACUUGUAAAUGCAUGAAUGUGGCGUAGCAGUAGGAGAUUACAGCACUACAGUUGCAUUUUAAGUCUCAGAUCUUACCUGGACUAGCUCAAACAUGUUAAGCUAUGAUUGCCUUGGCCAAUUUGAUGGCUAUUAUACUUGCAUUUGUAUAGUAUAAUAGUAUGUAAGUUUCAACAAAUCACGAAAUGUUUCCAUCAGCCGAAAGUGACAUAUGUUUCAGGAACAUUGUAAAUUCGCUUUCCCAAGAGAGAAUUUAAACGCUCCGCUCCGUGUCAAUAUUAUGUUGUCUAGAGCAACAUUUCAUCAAGUAUUCCUGUCGUCUUCCUUGGCUGUCUUUCAGAGGAGACGUCUCUAAUGUAGUGAGUCAUUCCCGCUCACACAGUGACGCUGGUCCAACACUGCAGACAGAUCCCGUGUGGCAGGAACGAUGUACAGAACGCAGGGGACGGCCUCCCCUCGCCCCCGCCACCCGGACCGGACUUGGUGGGCACAUGCUCGGAGAGAAUGGAUUAGUUUAGAAGGCGAGGAUGCAGACCCCUGUUGUCCUCCGAGCUCCUCUCUGAGGUAAAGAGCUUGGAGACAAUGGGGCAGACCCAGAUGUAAUGCGAGUAAUCAUUCUGUUUAAAAAACUUGGGGUGCCAUCCGGUCUAAAGCCACUGGUUUUGGAAGCAACAUUUUUUUUUUUUUUUGUAAAUCGUGUUUUUGGAGUACUGAACUUCAUAGGGGCUUGCCUUAAUCUCUAUUUAGUAGUUUCAAGACGUAUGCGCUAUUAUUCUACUUGUUAAAAUGUUAAAAUAGUCUAUGUAGCCCCUAAAGUGGGUAAAACAGAGUAUAAUUAAUGCCUAAUAAAUAAGCUAAAAGGUGUCACUGCAGCUGGAUUUUUGAGAGAAAAUGGACAUAUGAACAUAGGCUAUGUGUAAUAAAAAUAAUGGCACCUUAAGAUUGCACUAUUUUAUGCAUUAUUUUAUAUGCCAUUUCAUAGCCUGCACUUUAAUCUCCAAAGAAACGAUGUGUGAUGUCCCAGUUGUUCCUUAUUAUUAAUAAACUUUUUCCUGAGACAGGGCACUUAAUUCUAUUUUACUAUGCCGAAUUAGUUUCUUGGAGGUGGAUUCCUUUUUUGAGUUCUCUAUUUCCUUAGCCAUAAUAUUUUCUAGGAUCUAGGAACUCCCUAUCUUGUCUGUUUCCAACAGUAUGUAAUUUUAAUUUAAUGUAAUAUAAAAUCUCAUAUGUGGUGAUCAGCACAUUCUUCUCUCCUGCUCAAGCAAUGAGUACGCAUUUGUUAAUACUUAGCAAAACCCUCUAAAAAUGAUCGUAUGCUGUAAGAUCGAAGGCCAGGAAGAAAGGCAUUCUGAAAGGAAGUGCCGUGUAUGAUACCGCCUCUUGGAAAUGGCUAUUUCUAAGGUAAAAUCCAACCGGAGAUGCCAUUCAGUUACUUGAUUUGGGAUCUGAAUUCCUUUAAAGUGAAUUUUCAAGAAAUGCUCAAUCUGCAAAAUGAAACUAGCAAUUAAUUGACUACUGCCAUGAUUUUUAAUAGCAAUACAUUGAUCUUUGCGAUACAUACGAUAUAGACUUAAGUAACGUUGGCCUUUUCCAGUUUCCUAAGACUCUUGUUAAAUUUCUGAAAUUCAAACUUAAAUUGAAUUUUUUUCCUGUUGUGUCUGAAGAGAACCAUGGAAUUCUAGAAGCAUUUCGGUCAUCUGUUAGGUCCAUUGCCAAAGUAUACCAGUUCAUAUCAAAGCUAUACCAAAAGUUUAGAUGUGUUUUAAAUUCCUUUCUGUGGUACCAUGUCUGUUUACUUAUGGUCAUGAGCAACAAUCAAUUACUAGCUUACGUUCUGGAAUUUUAAUUGUUAAAACCGAAUUCAAUUACUGGAAAGUGAAAAACACCUCCCGGUCACACAACAGGGUACGUAAAUAAAUGUGUUGUUACCAGUG